UCAUUUAUAACAUAAUGCAGUAUCUAUUUACAGAGUGGGAAUGAGUAAAUCCAAAUCAAUUAACUGUUUGAUGCUACAUUGAACGGGAAAAUUGACCUCUAAGGUUGACUUAAUUCGUGUAGUUGGUGCCCAGCGAAGCAGCAAAUUACAAGGCAAAGACCUCCAAGCGCAGAGGAGAAGCUGAAGGAAAUGCCAUCCAGAGGACCUGGGUGGAUUGAUCAUAUUGUUAAAUAAAUAUUUGUUUAUCAACAGAUUGUUUUAGACAUCAGACAGAUAUCAAUCACAUGUUAAAGUAGUUGGUACUCUGAUAAAGACGCAUUCAUGAAUUAUUGCCGAUUUGAGAGAAAUAUAGUCAUUUUGUCUUGCUAUUAUUGGCAAAUAGAUCAAGUUCAUGUAACGUAGAUGAUACUGUUGAGUUUAUUUUUAUAAAAUGUUGCACGCUUAAUGAAUACAAUAUUAAUUGGCGACAAAAGUAAUACAAGCAUGACAAAUGAAUACAACAAAGUAGUUUGUUCAGAGCAGUCUCUGAUAUUCCUAGCCUACGGUGUGGAUAUGUUUCCACGUAGUACCUCCACGUGUAAACAGAAAGAUGAUGCACAGAACAGUGUACUGCACAUCAAAUUACAUGCAUUGCAACAAGAAGCAAUAUUUUCGAUAAAAUAGAACCAAAGUGAGAAGGUUUAGAAACAGGAUAUGUUUCUCACCUCUUUCCUUUAACAUGGAUAUUCUGCAGAUAUCCAUAGUGUCCCUCUGUCCAGCAUGUUAUCGUGGCAAUGUUGUUGCUAAAUGAUCUGUUCAAAAUGAACUGGGCAUUAUGUAGUCCGAAUUUAUAGAGCAUUUUACAACAUUCCUCAGAUAUUCUUCAUAAUAAAGUGUCACCUCGUGAAAACCACAUGUACAACUGCAAUGGAUGGCCAUCUUCGAGAGUAAUGUGAUUCAUAGAAUAUGAAUGGCUAAGUCAUGGCUAAGUCUUGCCAUGGAUAGCGUGUGUCCCUCCAACAUAGAGGAAAUUAAAUAAAACGGAGUAUCCUGUGCCACCAACAACAGUAAUUAAUCAUUGACAUUUACUCACAUUUACCCUGGGCCUUACAGUCUGAAGCAACAGAAUAACAGAAUGAGUCUGGCAAGCUCAUAGGUGCAGAGAAUAUUAAUUUGAGAAACAUUAUUUUUUUCCAGAGCCACAGCAUUAACAUUUGGCGACUGUUAAAAUGUCGUUUGGAAGGGACAGUUAGUGAGCGUUUUCCACCAGGGGGCUGAAAUGAGGUCUGUGACACUUCAGGCCCUGUCGCCUUCACCCUUAGCACUGGCUGCUAACCCUCAUGUGAAGUGCAGCAGGUGUUAAAACACACUCUGCCAUAGAGCUACUCACUGCUAAUGAGUCCUGUCUCCUUAAAUUCUCUGGUCCACUGAUGCUUCCAUGCACAUGGGCUUUAUUGUUAGCGUAGGCCAGUUAGAGCAAUGGCAUGAUUACAUCCGAAGAUGAAAAAAAUCGUGUAAGACUGACCAUUACAAGGUACCUCCACCUGGAGGAGCCACGAAUGUAAAGGCAUGUCAUGCUGCAACCAUGUCAUGCUGCAACGAAUUUCAAUGUGUACAAUAUGUUACGAAUUUGCAAAACGUAUGAUAUAUGAAUUCCUAGUCACCUAACUUCAGCUAGGUGACUAACGCUAACAUUGGCUAGAUGGUUAAAGUUAGCUAGGCUGGGGGUCAAGGUUAAGGUUCGGGUUAUGUUAUUAAGAUUAGGGGAAGGGGAAGCUAACAUGCUAAGUUGUUGCAAUGUUGCUAAUUAGCUAAAGUAGUCCGUGAUGAGAUUCGAACACACAUCCUUUGAGUUGCUAGAGGUUCGUUCCACCCAUCCCACUUGAACAACUUUUGUUUUCGUCAACUCUCUGAUGUAACCAUACCAAACAUAACAUAUCAUACUAAUUUGAAUGUCCCGGAUUUAUCUUUACUAUGUUAUGUCUCGUCUAUGACCAAACGCUUCUCCAAGUCAGCAGUGUCCUUAAAAGCUGUGAUUUUCAAUUUGGAAUUGCAUUUAGUCUGAUUGUAAUAAUAGCAUGGAACACAAUUUGGUAUUCUAUUGUUCUGUAUUAUUCUUAAUGGAAAAUAUAGGUUGAAAAGAAUUAAUUAAAUCGUUACAUGAAAUGCUAAUUCAUAUUUGCCCUGUUCGAGAAUUGAGGAUUUUGUCAAAACAAAUAUUAUUGUAAACAAAGUUAAUUACAAUGCCAUUUGAGAAAGACUAUAUAUCUACUGGUAACGACUUGAUAUGCAUGUUGUUAUAUUUAAAUAUCAGCAGGCCUAUGUUUUAGAUUGGGUUACUUGACAUUUUCUUCAGUGAAACUGUAUUCAUGUGAUUAUUUAUCUUUUGUCGUGCUUUUCCUUGGAAUUAAAUACAUUUUAAAUCUGUUAAUGGUCUGAAAUGUAGGCCUAUUGCUCAGAACACGCAUGUUCAUCUUUAGAAUUCCAGUUUGCAGAUACUAUAAUCGGGGGAAAUAAUGACAGUUAUCAGUCGCACCCACCAAGUGCCCAUAAAAAUCUGUCCUCUGUUCUGGAAGAUGAUAAUUAUUGGUUGUACUAUUAUCAUUUUCGCUGUAGAUAGAGGAUACCUUUAAGUAUUUUUCGAAUGUAAUUCCAGAUAUAAAUGACUUGAAAUUGGGCAAUUUUAAAUGAGAGAAGUGCAGUUUUCCUUAUAAGCCUUAAUAUUUUAUAGAAUUCUUCAAAUCCAGAGAUCCACUGUCAGACGCACAUCGCAGACUAGAUAUUGCUCACCAUAAUGUUAGCGCUCGCAUUUUCAAAACACAUUUUUAAGUUGCUUGUUCUGCUUCGAGUUCAAUUAUGCAAUUAGGUUGAUAAUCACAGUGACGGAAUUUAACUACCUUUAAUUUGUUAUUCAGGUGGGUAUUUUGAGCUGCCGGGGAACCGGCUAGUUGUGAUUUUGGUUUCAGAUCGUCUACAGCAGACGGACUCUAUAACGUACAUUGUACAAUAAAAUGAAGAUUUGGAUACUUUUUGCUUCUUCGUCACCCUGAAUGAGUAGUACGCAAUGGAUAUUGGGGAUGUGCGUUCUUUUUCCUCACAUGAUUAUCGAUUAAGUAAGUGCAAAUAAUGCCUAAUCGCUGUUAACUUAAUCUCAGUGCUGAUUGAAAUGUGGAGCCCAUUUGUUCUUACUGUAUAGCUACUGUCAACUCAACUGACCAACGUUCAUACAUGCCCUGUUAUAUGGAUCAGCGUGGGUUUUUGACGGGGGGUUUUCUCUCCGGAAACUGAGCCAAUAACAAAGGGAAACAGCCUACUCUUUAGUCAGUCGUCAGUUCAGUUAAAUCAAACGUGCUCGGGAAAAUCAUUGUUCAACGUCUAUGGUCUUAAUGGAAAACUGUCCACACCCCCCAUCAACCUGGCUGGGGAUUAAAUUAGUUGAAGGAGGCUAUGUUAAAUGUUAGGUUUAUUUACGAUUAAAUUAGCCUACAUUAUUAUGUUACAGAGUAAAUCAAAAUGUUUAAUUGAACUUGAUGUGUUUUGAAUUUCACGACAAAACAUGAUGCCGACGGAUUUACCAACUGCUGCGGUAAAUGGUGGCUGUUGGCUGUUGGGCAAAAUAUUGUAUAGAGGAGAUGAUAUAUAGGGCUGCAUGACUCCAUAUUUAAUACGGUAUUAUAUCAAGUAUAUAAUUCCCAUUAAUGGCAACUGAGAAUGAAUACUUUAGUUAUUGUAUUGCGAGAGCUGGGCAAUAAAUUGAUCAGCCAAAGGUCACCCAAUCCGUGUUCCAGCAAAGCUAUUGCAUAAUGUAGGCCUAAUCCUAAUGAAAAUGUACUGGACAAGAAUUUGGAAAUGGGUGACUUUAAUUUGAAAAUAAGUUAAAAUAAAUGAAAUAUAAUCCCACCAUUGUCAAAACAAAACCUGUUAAAAUAUGACACUUAUAAAUAAUGUCUUAACACUGCUGCCACAUCAGCCUCAAAUGAACGACACAUUAUGUUUCAUUCGUUUUGUUUGAUUACCCACACAUUAAUCAUUUGGGGAUUUGCUAGUUGUGUAGUGUUUUACAUCGGUUGACAAUCUAGCUAAUUAGAUACAAAGAUGAUUGUUUUGUAAAUUGAUAACGCACGUUCAUGGUCACCAUGAUGUACCCCGCAUCAAAAACGACUCAGGGCAAACAUAACGGUUUGUUAAGUUAAAGGAUUCCUGGAGGCAUUUUGUUUUUGGUCAUGAAAUGAUUGCACAAUAAAAUGCUGGAGAGAUGUUGCAUAGACAGCCCAAUAGGAAUCUGGUUUUACAAUUAUUACGUUUAAGGUGUUCAUUUUCACAACAAUAUAUUUACGCACGUAGCAUAGGCUAGACUAGUCAUUGCUUUAAAUGCAUAAAUUCAACCAGGACUUCUUUGCUCAGAUAAUUGAGACCACGAGCUAUUGCAAGUGUUAAAUAAAUGGCUAAUUAUGCGUAUGAAAAUUAAACAUCACUGUUAUGCUAAUUCAGCUCGCUUCAGCUGUGGCUCAGAGCACUUGAGACUGGCAUGUAAUCAAACGGACCUGUAAGAUAUACAUCUGUGCAUGUGAACACCAAAAGAUGCUGGCAAUAAUGAGCCAAUCUAUAACGAUUUUUCAGGAGAUAUCGAAAUAAUAUCUAAUGCGAAAUAAAACGUCGUUUUUCUGUUAAAUAGUACGCCUCAAAGCUACACUUAAAUGUGUUCAUACUGCUAUUUAUGAACAUACAUCUUUGUUGUUGUAGUGUGAUUAAUUUGGAUGAAACAGUUCUUAGAUAAUAACACUAUGCAAACUGUUUCUUAAUGUUUAAAUGAACAGCAGGCCUAUCAACAUAACAUGAUCUAUCCGUAGCCUAUGUGUGAUCGAUCACAGAAUAGGCUAUUUCUUUACAAUUUGAUUAUUAUUAUUAUUAUCAAAUAGGCUAGAUUUAAUUGUGUGUUGUUUAUUUUAAAGCAGACAUUUUGGAUGUUAGUGUUUAUUUUGCUUAUACCUUUCCCUGCUACCUAAGCACUUAAAAAAUACAUCUCAGACCUGAAUCUGCAGGUCUUGUUGUUUUUCUUGAGUUUAUCAGGUCCUUCGGACACAACCCCAGGAUCGCCAAUAGGCAUCAUUCUUGGAUAGAGUGGACCAAUCAGCGACCGCCUUUGAUGAAUAUUCAUGAAUCCCUGAUUCAAACCUUUGAGCGAGUUUGUCUAGACCACUGCAUCAUGCCUAGACUUUUCACAGAGACAAACUACAUUUUCUUAUGAAUGGAAAGAGAAAAAAUCAGUACAGCUUAAAUUGGGAUCCAUCCUUCACUGAGAUCAUAGAAGAAAACAAAAAAGGAAGAGGAGAGAUCCGCCAGAAGAGAUGACAAUGACUACAAUACCAGAAAGUCUUAAUAGCCCUGUCUCAGGAAAAAACGUUUUCAUGGAAUUUGGGCCACCGAGUCAACAAAUGUCGCCUUCCUCAAUGUCUCACGGACACUAUUCCAUGCACUGUUUACAUUCUGCGGGUCAUACGCAACACGAGAGCUCGUACAGUCCAGCCUCAUCAUUUCCUAGAUCUUUAGGUUAUCCAUACGUUAACUCCGUCGGCAGCCAUUCCUCAAGUCCAUAUCUCAGUACAGUGCAGUCGUACCAAAACAACUCGACACUAACACAGACACGGUUAGAAGAUACAGCACAAGAGACAGAGAAGAACACAGUUGUAGAAGGCGGAGAGGUGCGGUUCAAUGGGAAAGGGAAAAAGAUUCGCAAACCAAGGACUAUCUAUUCCAGUUUGCAGCUACAGACUCUAAACAGACGAUUUCAACAAACUCAAUAUUUGGCACUGCCAGAGAGAGCCGAGCUCGCAGCUUCGAUGGGACUCACGCAAACACAGGUAAAAAUUUGGUUUCAAAAUAAGCGAUCGAAGUUCAAGAAACUGAUGAAGCAAGGUGGUGGCACGAUAGACACGAACGCUUUAGCCCAGUUUAAUGGUCACGGACCUACGACUGGAUCUCCGGUAGCACCAGUUUGGAACUCACCGACCACCGUGAAAACAUCCGUGGGUGCACCAGGGUCUUACAUUCCAAGUUAUACCUCAUGGUAUCCAACUGCACACCAAGAGUCUAUGCAGCAACCGCAACUCAUGUGAACAUAACUGUGAGCUGAUAGACCUGUCCCGCCCUAUACUGCCAUGGCCCAUAUCAGGAGAUUUUGGGUCAACAACCCAGCGUGGCCUUGCACUGGCCCGCUGUAGCCAUGCACAGAUGUAAUCCGGAGUUUGCUCUCAAAGUUGCCAGAUGACAUAUUGGCCUCUUCAUACCGAACGACGGCACAGAGAAUAGCCUGGGAGCCGAGAGACUGAAAAGGGCACUGUCUGCGCCCAAGGGCAAGAAGUCCUGUCAUGUCCACGACAGAUACCGGAAAUUGUUUUGACAAAUGGUUCCUCAAGCUGCUGUUAUUAUCUUUUGUGAAAUUUUAAUAGGCUAUGUGUUAGACGAAAUAUAUUUUGCUGUAACAAGUCAGUGAGAGUAUAUUCAUGUAUACUAUGUUUGGUUUUAAGAUUGGCUACAUUUCUUAUCCCAAUGAUGAUAAAAAUAGGCCUAUGAAGCCGUGUAUUACCAAGGCUUAUCAGAUGUAGGCUAGGCCUCUACAGCUCCAACAAAGGUCAACAUGGUGAUUUGACCAUGACCUUAAAACCUAGCCUUUAAACAGACAAACCCCCAUUGGUCUAUGAUGUAACUUUGACCAACGAAUGUAGGCCAAUCCAAUGAAUCAUUUCAAAAAUAGCCUCGUCAUUUUUAUCUGCAUGGAAUCGAAUCUUCAGUCCGUUCCUUAGUUUUCACAGCCCGAGUUGCCCGCGCCCUUUGCGCAUGCUACCAUGCUGUCUUUGUAUGUUAAUUUAAGUUAAAUUAUUUCGGGUUUUUUCAAUGUCUGUGUCUUUAUUUAAUAUGCAGUGUGUUUGACUUAUGAAACGACAACAACGUGUUGUUAAUAAAACGUUUAAAUGAUGAUUGGCUGCUUGAGAAGAGCAUUAACGUGAUCCCGAUGAUAAAGAUAUGGUUUGUCAUUGUUUGUUAUGUGUUGAGCGGUUGGAUGUACAUAAGGACAAUAUAAUAGGCAUUUUUCAGCUUUGGUUUGUGCUGUAAUCUAUAUGUUGUGAAAUAGGAUUUUUUUUAAAUAGGAUUUUUUUUUUUUUUACAUGUGUUCAUUAAGAUGAAUGUGUUUAGCAAUCUAGAAAUAUUUAGUUUUGUAUUGAUCACUUUAAUUUAUUGCUUUGUUUUAUGGAAGUUGUGUACAUAAUGUUGAAAACAGUAAAGCUAUGAUUUAAAAGGCCA
Oncorhynchus keta (chum salmon) is the source of this 7281-nucleotide messenger RNA. It is a transcript of the gene dlx1a, whose product is annotated as distal-less homeobox 1a. Gene Ontology annotation, molecular function: DNA-binding transcription factor activity, RNA polymerase II-specific; RNA polymerase II cis-regulatory region sequence-specific DNA binding. Bases 5328 to 6095 code for a protein of 255 amino acids. Lineage: Eukaryota; Metazoa; Chordata; Actinopteri; Salmoniformes; Salmonidae. The record is from RefSeq and is a predicted model, not a curated record. Gene Ontology annotation, biological process: negative regulation of transcription by RNA polymerase II; cell differentiation; embryo development. The transcript is spliced from 3 exons.